Messenger RNA from Oryza sativa Japonica Group (Japanese rice), 2696 nucleotides. Its product is annotated as zinc finger BED domain-containing protein RICESLEEPER 1-like. The record is from RefSeq and is a predicted model, not a curated record. Gene Ontology annotation, molecular function: protein dimerization activity; DNA binding. Lineage: Eukaryota; Viridiplantae; Streptophyta; Magnoliopsida; Poales; Poaceae.
GCCGAGCUCAAGCUUGUCUCAAAGCUCGCGAGCUCUACCGAGCCGAGCUCGAGCUAUUCGGCAGAAGCUUGAAAUUUUCACUCCCGCUACCCAUCCCAAUUUUUCCCGCACUCCAAUUCCAAAAUCCUACCACCAACAGCAGUCCAUCACCUAACCAUUUAUUUCCCUUAUAUCCCCAUCCCGUAUCCAAACCAUAGCUCAUUUGCUCUCUUCCUCGAAACAUUUCUCUUCUAGAUCUACAAUCCUAGGCUGCUCUAGUGCUCCACUGACCACUGCUGUGGAUCUAGCCAAGCACCGUCCAUCCUUCGCCUCUCCUGUCCAGGAAGAACCCCAUGGAGGACAGCAGCAGCCCACCGCCUCCGCCGUGAGUGACGAACCGACGACUCGGAUCUGAGUGGAGACAUGGAGUAGUACUUAUCUUGCUGUGCUCCUCUUCUGAAGAAAGACUGAAGGUUGCAGAACACCGUGUGUUUGCCAUUUGCCAAGAUGUCUGUAAACCUGCAAAGACAGCUAUCUAUAGAGAUCGAGUCACCGAGCAAUAGGGAUGGCAUAGCAGCAACAGAAGCACAACCGAAUCAGCAGCUAGUACCAGGUGAAGUAAGGGGAGAAGAGGGCCAAGAGGGAAACCCAACUAAAGCCACCAGGAAAAAGAAAUCUCCAUUGUGGGAUUUCUUUGAAGAAUGCACUGUGCCAUCAAAGAAGAAGAAAGGAGAAAUGGAAAAUAAGGUCAAAUGUAAGGCAUGUGAAACUCUGCUCACCAAGAAUAGUAGUGGCACUACAACACAUUGGCGGAGGCAUUUAGAGCAGUGUGAUUAUCACAAGCUUCAACAAAAAUCCAUAAAACAACAUAAUAUCAAUUUCCCUAGCCUUGAUGAAGGUGAUGUUGAUCUUGAUGCUCCUUGUGUUUCUGUCCCUGGUUAUUAUGAUACUACAAAGAUACGUGAGCUUAUUUGCAAAAUGAUCAUUGUCCAUGAGUUGCCAUUUUGCCUUGUGGAGUAUACAUGGUUUAAUGUUUUGCUAAAGAGGCUAAACCCUUCUUACAAAAAGGUCUCUAGAAAUACCAUUAGAAGUGAUUGUAUGAGGCUUUAUGAAUCUGAAAAAGAAAAACUGAAGAGGACUUUCAAAGAUGUUAGAAAGAUAAGCCUCACAUGUGAUCUUUGGACCUCUAACCAAACAAUUUGCUACAUGAGCCUUGUUACCCACUACAUAGAUGCUGAUUGGUCAAUGCAUUGUCGUGUUAUUAACUUUCUUGAGUUGGAGCCUCCACAUACUGGUGUAGUUAUUGCUAAUGCCAUUUCUGAUUGUCUUGCUUCAUGGAGAAUUGAGGACAAGAUAGCUAGCAUCACAUUUGACAAUGCCUCAAGUAAUGACAGUGCUGCUAACCUGUUGCUUGCCAAGUUUACAAAACGUGGUUCACUUUGGUUUUAUGGAAAAUUCCUUCAUAUCUGCUGUUGUGCUCACAUUUUGAACUUAAUUGUCCAAGAUGGUCUGGCUGUGAUUAAGCAUAUAAUUGACAAAGUUAGGGACACUAUCAAGUACAUCAAGAAAUCAAACAAUCCAGCAUACAAGUUCAGUGCUGAUAUUGAUUCUCUCAACCUUAAAAGUGACAUGGGUUUGGCUAUUGAUUCCUGCACAAGGUGGGGCUCAACCUUCAAAAUGCUGCAAUCUGCAUUUUUUUAUAGGUCUGCCUUGGAUGUAUAUGCUGCAGGAGAUGCAAACUAUAGGUGGCUGCCAACACCAGAGGAAUGGAAUCUAUAUUGUGAAGUCAAUGAUGCCCUUUCUGUCAUUCAUGCAGCCACUGAGGAGUUCUCAGGGGGUCGAGUGAUUAGUGAUUAUCGCAGCUCUUUACUCCCAUCAACAGUACAAGCUUUGGUGUGUACAUCUAAUUGGAUUAGAGGAGGCCACCACAAAAGCACAGAUUUAGAGGAUGAUACUAAUUCUAUUAUCCUUGUCCCAACUCAAGCUUCAACUGCAAAUUCGGUUGUGGGCAGCAAUUAGACUCGUUUGUCAGGCAUAUAGCAUAGCAUCAACAAUUAGUUUGAAGAAAGUGCUUGGAGGUUUCACAUUGGCGUACUGCCAUUGCCAAUAGUGGAGUAAAUAUUUUGUGACAGUUGAAAUUUGAAGUACGCUGUGUUAGUAGUAUAAGUAAUAUUUAGAUAUUAGAGCUUUUAGAUGGAACAUAUGUUGGGAACUUCCGGUGGGCUACUUUUGAUGUUAAUUGAUGCUCUAUGUUCUGUCAAGUCAUUGACACAUGAUAUUGUAAUGUUUCUUAUGGUGUUAUACACACCGGUCUAUUAUAAAGUAGUAAUCCUAUUAUGACUUAUGCACUACUAUGAAUUUGUAAUCUUUCUAGUAUAUACCUGUCGAGAAGCUAUUAUAUUCUAUAAUGAAUUUGUAAUCCUACUUUGGCUUGUUAAGAAGCUUUUAUUGGGAGAUAAGUUCAGAUUGCUGAAGGAAACAGUCUUAACGAGCUUCUACGAAUUGAGCUCGAGUCGAGCCGAGCCUUGAUCGGGCUCGAACCGAGCCUACCUUCAAGCUCGAAGGUAAUGCUGGGCUCGGCUCGAGCUCGGCUCGAGCCUGUACCGAGCUCGAGCUUAGGUAGGUAAGCUCGCUCGAGCUCGGCUCGUUGACAGCCCUAGUGGAGAGGGGGAAGAAGAGGCUGACACGUGGGACCCACGCUGAGCCAGCUGCCACGU